Molecule: messenger RNA, 1785 nt
Organism: Humulus lupulus (European hop)
Lineage: Eukaryota; Viridiplantae; Streptophyta; Magnoliopsida; Rosales; Cannabaceae
Product: ribulose bisphosphate carboxylase/oxygenase activase, chloroplastic
Exons: 7
Coding region: 147-1466 (439 amino acids)
Cellular component (GO): thylakoid; chloroplast stroma
Molecular function (GO): ATP hydrolysis activity; ribulose-1,5-bisphosphate carboxylase/oxygenase activator activity; ATP binding
Source: RefSeq, a predicted model, not a curated record
CCUCACGAUAUCCCUUCCGGUACACUCAAAACUCUACCUCUAUAAGUUCCCUCCUUUCCCAAAAUUUCGGCCUCAGAAAAAUAACACUGCACUAGUACUAUCAAAUCUUUAGAAGUCUAAUUACAGCCACCUGAUCCCGAAGACCGAUGGCCGCCGCCGUGUCCACCAUCGGAGCCGUUAACCGAGUUCCGUUGAGCUUAAAUGGGUCAAACAAUGGAUCCAAUUCUGUUCAAAGCUCAAGCUUCAUGGGAAACAGCUUGAAGAAAGUGGCGAGCUCAUCUAGAGUGAACAACUCCAAGGUUUCAGCUGGGAAAUUUAAGAUUGUUUCGGAGGUCGGCGAUGAGAAGAAACAGACAGACAAGGACAAGUGGAAGGGCCUUGCCUACGACACCUCAGACGACCAACAAGACAUCACCCGAGGAAAGGGUAUGGUUGACUCACUCUUCCAAGCUCCCACAGGAGCUGGAACUCACUACGCCGUCCUCAGCUCUUAUGAAUACCUCAGUACUGGACUUCGCCAUUUGGACAACAACAUGGACGGUUUCUACAUUGCCCCUGCUUUCAUGGACAAGCUUGUUGUUCACAUCACCAAGAACUACAUGACUCUGCCCAACAUCAAGGUUCCACUUAUCUUAGGUAUUUGGGGAGGCAAGGGUCAAGGAAAAUCUUUCCAGUGCGAGCUUGUGUUCGCCAAGAUGGGAAUCAACCCAAUCAUGAUGAGUGCCGGAGAAUUGGAAAGUGGAAACGCCGGAGAGCCAGCGAAGCUGAUCAGGCAGAGGUACCGUGAAGCCGCUGAUAUCAUCAAGAAGGGGAAGAUGUGUGCCCUAUUCAUCAACGAUCUCGACGCCGGAGCUGGUCGUAUGGGUGGAACCACACAAUACACAGUCAACAACCAGAUGGUCAACGCCACCCUCAUGAACAUCGCCGAUAACCCCACCAAUGUCCAGCUCCCUGGAAUGUACAACAAGGAAGAGAACCCACGUGUCCCCAUCAUCGUCACUGGUAAUGACUUCUCCACCUUGUACGCUCCUCUCAUCCGUGACGGUCGUAUGGAGAAGUUCUACUGGGCACCCACCCGCGAUGACCGUAUCGGUGUCUGCAUUGGUAUCUUCAAGCACGACAAUGUGGCCGCCGAAGACAUCGUCAAGCUCGUCGACACUUUCCCUGGACAAUCUAUUGAUUUCUUUGGUGCCUUGAGGGCGAGAGUUUACGACGACGAAGUGAGGAAGUGGAUAUCAGGAGUGGGAGUGGACAGCAUUGGGAAGAGGCUGGUGAACUCGAAAGAAGGACCACCCAAAUUCGAGCAACCAAAGAUGACAAUUGAGAAGCUGUUGGAGUAUGGAAACAUGCUUGUGCAGGAGCAAGAGAACGUGAAGAGAGUUCAGUUGGCUGACAAGUACUUGAGCGAGGCUGCUCUUGGUGAGGCUAACGAAGAUGCCAUUAAGAGUGGAACUUUCUACGGUUAGCUCCUACUGACGCCUUGAUGGGAGGCAAAGCAGCCCAGCAAGUGAGUGUUCCUAUGGCCGAAGGUUGCACUGAUCCAAAUGCUAAGAACUUCGACCCUACUGCUAGGAGUGAUGAUGGUAGCUGCACGUAUACUUUCUAAGGCGUUUUAUCACUUUUUUCUUUCCUUCUUUUUUGGUUUAACGUUGAUUAAUGUGGGAGGAGCUUCUUUUGUAAGGACGAUCGAUAAUAAGUAAAACAAUAUUAUUUGUGUUGUUUUUACCUUCGGUUUGAUGGGUUAUAGGUGAAAUAAAAAUAUUCUAAUUUUUGUGUUGUAGGAAA